This is a messenger RNA of Penicilliopsis zonata CBS 506.65, 1836 nucleotides long. RefSeq lists its product as hypothetical. Gene Ontology annotation, molecular function: peptidyl-prolyl cis-trans isomerase activity; protein binding. The record is from RefSeq and is a predicted model, not a curated record. Gene Ontology annotation, biological process: protein folding; protein peptidyl-prolyl isomerization. Lineage: Eukaryota; Fungi; Ascomycota; Eurotiomycetes; Eurotiales; Aspergillaceae. Bases 1 to 1836 code for a protein of 611 amino acids. The transcript is spliced from 2 exons.
AUGAGAACUUACUGGUCUAUAGAAUCCUCCGAUGACGACUUCGGCCCUGCUCUCCCCUCUGCGGCGCCGAAGAAGAAGCGGCGUCGCCUGCCGUUCGAGAAGGUCUACGUGAACGCCCUGCCGGCGUCGGCGCGGUACUCCAAGUCGUUGAUGCACAAGGAGCAGCUGUCGUACGUGACGGUGGCGCCCUGGACGGACUUCCUGAUCACGGCCUCGGUGGACGGGGUGGUCAAGUUCUGGAAGAAGAUGGCCGUGGGCGUCGAGUUUGUCAAGGAGUUCCGCGCCCAUACGGCCGAGAUACGAAGCACGAGCAUCAGUGCGGAUGGGCGGAGUUUUGCUACGGCUGGAGACGACAAGACGGUCAAGAUCUUUGAUGUGAUUACGUUCGACCUCCUGGCUAUGUUGACGCUGGAGUUCACCCCCCGCUGCGUGUGCUGGGUACACAAACGAGGGGCGUCGCUCCCCCUGCUGGCGGUGACGGACGAGUCGAGCAGUACGAUCCAGGUGUUUGAUGGGCGCGGCGAGAACCCAAUCCCGCUACACACGGUGAAGUCGCUGCACCGGACGCCCGUGGUGGCGCUGGCGUUCAACGACGCCUACGACUGCGUGAUCUCGGCCGACGAGAUGGGGAUGGUCGAGUACUGGCGAGCGAGCGACGGUUCGUUCGAGAAACCGGACAAUGUGUUUGAGCUCAAGUCGGCCACGAACCUGUUCGAGUUCCGCAAGGCGAAAUCGACGCCCGCGUCGAUCACCGUCUCGCCGACGGGAGAGCAGUUCGCGGCCUACUCGUUUCCGGACCGGCAGGUGCGCGUGUUCGACUUUGCGACGGGCAAGCUGUACCGCAAGUACGACGAGUCGUUGACGACGCUGGCGGAGAUGCAGCAGGCGGGCACCGGGCUCGUCACGCUGGAGGCGCUGGAGUUUGGGCGGCGGAUGGCGGUGGAGCGCGAGCUGGAGAACCCGGUCUCGCGGUCGCGGGUCAACGUGCUGUUCGACGAGUCGGGCCAUUUCCUGCUGUACGGCUCGCUGCACGGGGUGAAAUGCAUCAACACGUACACGAACCGCGUGGUGCGCGUGUACGGGCGCGACGAGCCCUUCCGCCCGCUGAAUCUCGCCCUGUACCAGGGCCAACCGCAGAAGAAAGGCGUGGUGACGGUCUCGAUGGCGGCCAGCUCCAACCCACUGCUGCAGGAGGCCGAGGAGCGCGACCCGAUCCUGGUCAGCACGGGAUUCGGCAAGGUGCGCUUCUACCUGUUCACCAACGAGACGGAGAUCGCCAAGGGCACGCGGGACGUGCAGAACGAGAAGCCGACGCCGGGAGCGGGCAGACACGCAAAGGAAGGCCAAGACGACGCGGCCGCCCUCGAGUCCGGCUCGUCGGCCAUCCUGCACACCACCCUGGGCGACAUCCACCUGCGACUGUUUGCCUCUGCGGCGCCCCGGACGGUCGAGAACUUUGUCACGCACGCCCGGCGCGGCUACUACAACAACACCACCUUCCACCGGGUGAUCCGCAAGUUCAUGAUCCAGGGCGGCGACCCCAACGGCGACGGCACGGGCGGCGAGUCCAUCUGGGGCGGCGAGUUCGAGGACGAGAUCUCUCCGGCCCUCAAGCAUGACAAACCGUAUACCCUGUCGAUGGCCAACCAGGGCCCAAACACCAACGGCAGCCAGUUCUUCAUCACAACGGAGAAGACCCCCUGGCUGGACGGCAAACAUACCAUCUUCGGCCGCGCCGUGCAGGGGCUGGAUGUCGUGCAUAAGAUCGAGAACGUGCGCACGCACAAGGAGAAGCCGGAGCAGGAUAUCAAGAUUGUCAGUAUCAGCGUGGCAUAG